Physeter macrocephalus (sperm whale) is the source of this 873-nucleotide messenger RNA. Its product is annotated as protein CC2D2B homolog. The transcript is spliced from 9 exons. Gene Ontology annotation, biological process: protein localization to ciliary transition zone; non-motile cilium assembly. NCBI's taxonomy places the organism in Eukaryota, Metazoa, Chordata, Mammalia, Artiodactyla, Physeteridae. Gene Ontology annotation, cellular component: ciliary transition zone. Bases 1 to 873 code for a protein of 290 amino acids. The record is from RefSeq and is a predicted model, not a curated record.
AUGCUCCCGAACCGCCUCGAAGUUCAGCUCCGAGGAGGAAGCGUCAGAGUAUGCGGUGAACGGUGCGUCCUGCCUUCGCUGCCCAGACGUAGCAAAAGUGCAGUCCAUCCAGAAAGUGGAAAUGAAAGAACCAUCCUGAAAAAGAUUUCAAAGAGGAAAGAAGAUAUUUUUAGAAAAAUGUCAGAAGACACAGAUAACAUUGCAGUAGAAGAAAAUGUAGAGAAGCAUCUCCAGAAAGAUUUAAAUAUGGAAGAAAAUCAAAACAUAAUAGAAACUCUGAGAGCCAAAGUAAGAGAAAAGCUAAAAAAUGCCAAGAUUAAUCAAGGCAAAAAAUCUUCAACUCAGCUGCUCAUUGAUAAUAAGAUAUAUCAGUGGUCUAAGGUGAAUAAGCAGACUGAAGUCUCACUGGAUGAAGGUCUUUCGUUUUUUAUUCUAAGUGGUGAAGAAGACUCAACUUUAGGCCAGUCUGCAGAGCAGAGAUCAGUAAAUGAUAGUUACCACAAACACUUUUCACUUGGUGAUAAUUUACAAAACUUUGCUGAGGGCCGAGAUGAAGAUUUUAUGGAAGAAGUCAUUUUCCUAGAUUUACUUGAAGUAAAGGCCGCCGAUUAUGAAGAUGACCAAGAACAAGUAAAAAAACAACAGGCAAAUAUUUUUGUUCCAAGCAAUUCUCCGGUGAUCAACCAACUUAAACUGCCAAAAGAUAUGAUGCCACGCAUUUUAGAAGAUGAAGGAUUCUAUGUUCACAAAAAGCCAGAAAUAUAUAAAAAGACCUGCAACAAAAUGGAAAAUCGCCUGCUUAAACUAGAAGAGGCAAGUUCACUAGCUAACAAGGGAAACCACUCACUGAUGGUGUGUGACAUUUGUUUUUAG